Molecule: messenger RNA, 2585 nt
Organism: Schistocerca cancellata (South American locust)
Lineage: Eukaryota; Metazoa; Arthropoda; Insecta; Orthoptera; Acrididae
Product: GTP-binding protein GEM-like
Exons: 4
Coding region: 236-820 (194 amino acids)
Cellular component (GO): plasma membrane
Molecular function (GO): GTP binding; GTPase activity; calcium channel regulator activity
Source: RefSeq, a predicted model, not a curated record
GGUGAACCGCGGCGACUCGUUCCGGAGGCGGCGCUCGCGCAGCAACAGCCUGGUGCCGCCCCCGUCGCCGUCGCCGGACGGCCAGAGCUCCGCCGCCGAGGCCGCCGCCGCCGCAGCCGCCGCCGCAGCCGCCCCCGCCGCCACCGAGCGCGGGCCGCCGCCGGCCGUCUGCACGUACCGCGUCGCCAUCCUGGGCGCGCAGGGCGUCGGCAAGUCGGCGCUCAUCUCGCAGUUCAUGACCUCCGAGUGCAUCAACGCGUACGACAGGCAGCGCGAUGUGCCAAAGGAGCAGUCGGUGUUCAUCAUGCUGAACGGCGAGGAGUCCGAGCUGUGCUUCAUCAACAUGACCAACCCGAAGGUGGAGCUGGACCGCCAGGAGCCGCCGGACGCGUUCGUGGUGAUGUACUCUGUGAUCGACAAGGCGAGCUUCCAGCGCGCCGAGGGCGAGCUGGCGCGCCUCGCCGACUGGGAGCUGCUGCGCGCGCGCCCCGCCAUCCUCGUCGGCAACAAGGUCGACCUGGUGCGCAGCCGCGCCGUCUCCUCGCAAGAUGGAAAAUGUCUUGCAUGCACCUACAGGGCAAAGUUCAUAGAAAUUUCUGUGGGAAUCAGCCACAAUGUGGAUGAACUACUAGUCGGCAUUCUCAACCAAAUUCGAUUGAAAAUCCUGCACACAGUCAUUUCUGAGCGUGAAAGCUCAACUCACUGGUAUAAGAGCCGUGGCGUUGUCCGUGCAAGUAUGAAAGCCCGCCAGAUGUUUACGUGGCUGUUUGGAAAAGAAGAUUCCAAGUUCAAAAAUUGUGAGAAUCUCCAUGUUCUUUAAGUUAAUGGGGUAUGAAGUGCAAUAUAAUAUUGUAAAUAAGUUUCAUCUAAGAAUAAAAUAUUUAUAUGUCAUAGUAGACUCUGGUUGUGCUUUUCAUCACCACUAAGAGUUCAUCUGUCUUUCAGAUAUUCAGUUUAGAUUCUUUUUCAGCCUUAAAGCCUAUUUUGUCAGUCCUUGAAUAUUGUUGACAGUUUACAAAGUGGUGAUACACUAUUUGAAUAAAAAAUCUCUGUCAAAAGGUCAACAAAAAAAUUCUUCCAUAUAUUUUGCAAAUGAUGAAAAGUGCUGCCUCAAUUUCAUGAAGAAAUUAAUACAAGAACUUUUGUUAAUAAAAUGAGUGAAAAAAUAGAUGGAUGUAAUUGUACAGAAAAUUUAUACUGCAAGAAUACAUGUUCAAAAUAUAUUUACAGCAUGAUAUAAGUAGCUGACAAGUCCACAAUAGAUGACCAUAAGGUUUAUCUUUGUUUAGUAGAUAGCUAUUGUUGAAUGAAAUGUCAUUCAUAUACUAAAAUACUGAAAAUAGCAUUAAAUUGAGAAGUGGACCAUAUCCCUUUGUGAAGAUUGAAGGCUGGUCCUCAAUACGUUACCUGAGGUCACCUGACCUCAAAGCCACAUUCUAACUGGUGCUGAAGACAUAUAUGCCAAAAUAAGGAGUUCUGAUAAUAUAUACUUGCCUUUCUUACUUUAAGAACUGUAAGCACUAAACAUUUUUGAUAUACUGUAUAUGACACCUAUUAUUUAGAAAGAAAAGACCAUCAUUUUGACUAAAUUUUGAUCACAAACAUUAUCAUAUUUCCACAUAAAAAACAAAUAAAUAAUUAAUAAAAGAAUCCAUAUAUAUGCUGGUCCCUUACAUCACAAUGUAUUUGAAGUGUAGCUUGAAGGAAGAAUAGUAUGUGAGUUCAAAUGAAACCUAACAGUGCCUUUUAGUACAUUUUUAUUACAGUUUAUAACUUAUAGAGUUUGAUUUCUAUUUAGUAAUUUAAUAUAACAAGAGUAAAUAGCCAUUAAAUAAAGUGAGUGGAUAGGAUUUUGUUAGAAAUUAGUGUAUUAUUUUUUAUUCAUUGUGUGCUGAUACAAAAUUAAAAUGAAUUAUGACACUCUGCAAUGAAGUAGCAUGAAGUAAAUAAAAGUGAGUGUACAUUAUUGUGAGAUUGCAUUGUUUGCUUAUUGUGAAAAGAAAGAAACACAUGGAACUGCUCUACAUCCUUCAGCAACAAUAAUAAAGGUGCUAAACAACUAAUAAUUCAUCACUAUUUCAUUAAAAUUAAUUUCUUUGUAACUUUGACAAACUAUUUAGGAAGCUUAAAUACUUAAUUUCUUUAACAUUCUCAUUCAUCUGCUGGUAAAAAGAAUGCUUUUGUGUUAUUCUUCUGAAAGUUUAAUUUUUUAAAUUAUAGAGUCUGCUUCAAACAGUAUAUCCACGCAGUUAGAGUCGCAUUGUCAAUGGUUAUCAAUGAUUAUUAUUUCCAUACAUUCAUCAAUAAAAUUGAGUUCAUGUGUCAUGACAAUACUACAAUUAAUACAAUAUUUAUUCUGGUAUGAUUAUAAUACUAAGAAUGUAUCACAUCUAGUGCUAGAACUAAUAUGUUGUGUCAGAUUUUCAUUAGCGCAGUAAUUUAUCACUUAGUAUUAGGAAUGUAUGGUUAAAUAAAUAAGAGGAGGUCAUAAAUGUAAUGUGCCACACAGUGACCAAUGGCGCAUUAUUGUAACAGUUAUGUACAGAGUGUAAAAGCAGAAACAAUAAAGUUUAUUUCAAAUUUUA